AUGCCCAAUACUGUUAACAUUGAGCGCCACAAGUUGAACCAAGCAAUGUAUCAGAAGCUAAAGCGCUAUAUUAUGAGCAAACGAAAGCGUGAGCUAGAAGAAAAGGCGCAAGACGACCACUUCAAAAAACUUAGACGAGAACGAGAGGAGCGUAAGCUGCAGGCUGAGUUUGAUGCGGAGGACCUUGAAAAGACACGCGGAGAGGCUACUCGAGCGAAGAUAAAGGAAUUGACAGCCCGUAGAAACGAGCUAUUUCAGCGUUGGAAGCAACUAGGAAGUGAAGAAUCCAGCUUGAAGGAAAAACAGCGACACGAAACUCUGGCCUUGCUUGCAGGUAUGCCAGCCACUCAGUUUGGUCUGAACUCUACCAGCUUGGGUAAUGCUACCCGAGGUGCCAUGUCCAAUAAUGCACCCCGUGCACAAACUCCUGCUCACAUCCAGACUGCUCCGUUAACACACCUGCCGCAGAACAAACAGUUUGGUAUCGGGGCUGGCAUCAUGGGACCUUGUGUUAACUUACCUGCACAACACCUUCUACACGCACAUUAUUCGAACGCUGUGACACGUGAAUCAACGUCUCCACACCGUGGAGUUCAAAAUGCCGCUGUCUAUUCCUCUGCGACAAAGCCCAGCCAAGUUCCGGUAUCGGUCAGCAGCGCUUUGUCAUCGGGAGUUGCAUCACUACCGUGCACGACGUUGGCAAAUAAUCAUGCUGCAGCUGUAGCAGCUGUAGCUGCAGCGCUUGCUGCUCAGCAGCGCACAGGCGCCGCAACAGAUUCGAUAUUUGCAAACACAGCUGCGGCAGCUGCCUAUCUGAACGCGAUUGUCUCGUUGACAUCUACCCCGCCAACUUCGGUGUCAUCGUUGGCGAACGCACCGCUCGGCGUACUGAACCCUAAUUCAGUGGGAUUCAACGAAGCGCUUGCUGCUCUCGCCGCCUCAGGAUUUUAUUCCCUCCCGUCACUCCCACCAACCUCAUCAGCAAACAUUGCUCACGGCAUUUCGUCAGGUCGUAAUGCGUCCCCAACCAGUGGAACUAACCCCGACGGGUCCUUCCCGAAAAACGGAAGGGCAUCACAAGCCACAGUCGCUGCGGUUGCUGCCUUAGCACAGCAAACGAUUGGAUUGUCGAAAGGAUUUCCGACUGGGCAGCGUCAUUCUACAGCAGGUGCUUUAGAUACACCAGUAUCCACACCCCCAAACACAACAACAACCAUAUCCGCAGCGGCCACCAGUACAUCCCUGCCGCCUGCACCUAUUAGCUACCGAGGUAGCAUCACAACUGGCCAGUCGGCACAACAGAUACAGAUGCAACAACAGCAACAACACCAACAGCAAACACAACAAAACAGCAGCACUGGUCAGUCGGCACAACAGAUACAGAUGCAACAACAGCAACAACAACACCAACAGCAAACGCAACAGAAACAGCAGCAGCAGUUGUUGUCCAAGUUCACAAUGGCAUCAGAGUACACGUCGAUGCGCACGCCCAGCUCCGUCCAAUCGAGUGACGGGACUCCAGGCGCCGGUGGGACGAGAGCGGGUCUGAAUGCCAGUCGCCUGACAGAUGCUGCUGCCUUCAUGGCCUCUAUCGGUGUAACUUCUUCCUCCGCUCUGAUCAAUGCCGCUGUUCUCCAAUCAGGGUUUCCCUCAACAACAUCCUCUGGCUCAGGUGGACUUCCGGCUUCACACUCUCCGGUUGCACUAACGGCCGUGUUGGCUCCGUACAGCACUGACAUGAAUCCGUUCAAUUAUCUGAACACCGCAACCAUUGCGGCAUCGCUUCAACAACAGCAACAAUUACAAAAAAUGAACAUUCCCGCCAGUUCCUCUCCUCACCCUCGGGCCAGUCCAGCGUCUUCAUCAGGGACUCCAUCGGCGAACCCUCCGUCCACCACAAGACAUUUCUUCUGAGUUUCGCGCCAAUGGCCGAUCGCAUUUUUGAGCUUCGCCCGGUCAGUUCCGUCACAGUUAGGACAAACAACUGUCCUUCAGCAGUUGUUCUUAUUCCGUUUGACUUUUCUUGUGCUUCUUUUAUUAUAAGAAAGAACAAUACGUGCAUUUUGUGAACGCUUUUAAUCUGUAUUGAUGCGGCUAAUAUAAUGUGAACGAUCCU
Messenger RNA from Opisthorchis viverrini, 2116 nucleotides. RefSeq lists its product as hypothetical. The coding region runs from base 1 to 1914 and encodes 637 amino acids. Lineage: Eukaryota; Metazoa; Platyhelminthes; Trematoda; Opisthorchiida; Opisthorchiidae. The record is from RefSeq and is a predicted model, not a curated record. The transcript is spliced from 7 exons.